UCUAGGGCAAUGGCUUCCAAAACCCCAGUUGGAUUCAUUGGGCUGGGUAACAUGGGAAAUCCAAUGGCAAAAAACCUGUUAAAACAUGGAUAUCCAGUUAUUGCAUAUGAUGUGUUCCCAGAAGCUUGCAAAGAAUUUCAAGACUUGGGUGCUCAGGUAACAGAAUCCCCAGCAGAUGUAGCAGAAAGAGCAGACAGAAUUAUUACCAUGCUGCCUUCAAGUCCCAAUGCAAAAGAAGUUUACACAGGAGCAAAUGGAAUUCUAAAGAAAGUGAAGAAAGGCUCAUUGCUAAUAGAUUCCAGCACUAUAGACCCUGCAGUUUCAAAAGAAUUAGCCAAAGCAGUUGAAAAAAUGGGAGCCGUUUUCAUGGAUGCCCCAGUUUCUGGAGGUGUUGGAGCUGCUCGAGCUGGAAACCUUACUUUCAUGGUUGGUGGAGUGGAACAAGAAUUUGAUGCUGCCAAAGAGUUGCUGACAUGCAUGGGUUCUAACGUGGUCUACUGUGGGGCGGUUGGAACCGGACAGGCUGCAAAGAUCUGCAACAACAUGCUUUUGGCCAUUAGUAUGAUUGGAACUGCUGAAGCAAUGAAUCUUGGAAUCAGAUUAGGCCUUGACCCAAAGCUGCUGGCCAAAAUCCUAAAUAUGAGCUCAGGUCGCUGCUGGUCAAGCGACACGUACAACCCUGUUCCUGGAGUGAUGGAAGGAGUACCAUCUGCUAAUAAUUAUCAAGGUGGCUUUGGAACAACACUCAUGGCUAAGGAUCUUGGCUUGGCCCAGAUUUCUGCCACCAACACAAUGACACCAGUUCCUUUGGGAUCCCAGGCACAUCAGAUCUACAGGAUGAUGUGUGCAAAAGGCUAUGCCCUGAAAGACUUCUCAGCUGUGUUCCAGUUUUUACGUGAAGAGGAAAACUUGUGAGCUGUCCUUUGGAAAUGGACGUGAUAACAAACCACAUUUUUUUUAUCUUUAUGGCUCAUUUUAGAAGUAUGUGGGUUUAAUCAGAUACUGUGCAUCCUGAUCCUAUACAGACUAAUCAUCUUUGGUUGUCUAGAUCACAACGAACUCCAGGGUUUUUUCAUGAUUCUUGAAAAAGCAAGCCAGAGGAAGGUAUUGUUUGGCAAUAAGCCAGACAGUGAUUUAUUUUCUUCUUUUUGUUUUUGUAAAAACCAUCGAAGUUUGGGGUUUUUUUCCUCUAGAUGCAAUAAAUAAAUACUUUUUUUAUUAAACACUUAAAUAUUUGCAUACAAAAUAACUUACAUUAUGGCUAUAAACUUAGGUGAAUCUUGUAUAGUAAGAGAAUGUUACAUAGUGAUUUUAUGACAUAUAGUGAUCUAUUAAAAUUAAAGAUUAAUACUUUAUGGAAAAAGGGAAGAUUUGUUUAAUGAAGAAACAGCUUGAGAUGGAUUUUUGGAUUUUUUUAAAUUUUUUUUCCUUGGGCGUAGUAAGCCUUGAAUUGAUCAGUAGUGAAUUUUUCCUGGGAUUCAGGUUGUAGAUUAAGUUUAUAGGCACACGUUUCUAAGUGGAGAGCUGUUACAGCAUGUUUACCUGUCAGACGUAGUUAAAAUAAAAUAGAAUAUGUGUCCCUCUUGUAAAGCUCCAUUACUGUAUUUUGCUAACCCGAUUUUAUAUUUUCUUGUUUUCUGUCACACAUUUUCAGAACUCCAGAACAGCAUUUACCAGAAGUUCUGAUAAAGUGUACAUUUGUUUUGGGUAAUUAUUGAAGUAUUUUAAAUCUAAACAAACCCCAUUGUUUUGAAAAGAAAUAAAAAUCUAUACUAGUAAAUGG
This is a messenger RNA of Nestor notabilis (Kea), 1783 nucleotides long. It is a transcript of the gene HIBADH, whose product is annotated as 3-hydroxyisobutyrate dehydrogenase. The transcript has 7 exons. Gene Ontology annotation, biological process: L-valine catabolic process. The record is from RefSeq and is a predicted model, not a curated record. Gene Ontology annotation, cellular component: mitochondrion. The coding region runs from base 10 to 915 and encodes 301 amino acids. Gene Ontology annotation, molecular function: NAD binding; NADP binding; 3-hydroxyisobutyrate dehydrogenase activity. Lineage: Eukaryota; Metazoa; Chordata; Aves; Psittaciformes; Psittacidae.